Amyelois transitella is the source of this 2367-nucleotide messenger RNA. RefSeq lists its product as uncharacterized. The coding region runs from base 79 to 2040 and encodes 653 amino acids. The record is from RefSeq and is a predicted model, not a curated record. NCBI's taxonomy places the organism in Eukaryota, Metazoa, Arthropoda, Insecta, Lepidoptera, Pyralidae. The transcript is spliced from 10 exons.
GUGCGCGCGCGCAUGUAUCCACGAUCUAUUUCCAAAGUUACAGGAAAAUCUACGAUAAAACUGUAAAUUGUAGCAAAAAUGGUCGGACUCCUUUUCAUAGUAAAUAUACCGCGAAAAGAAUACGAGGAGACGCUGAGAAAGAAAGAACAAUCAAAAUUGAUUAUAGAUAAAGAAAAAAUCGAGAAAACUUCUGAAAUAAUCCGGGAGCUAAAAGAGAAUAAAAAAUUUAGCAGUUUAAUAUCGAAUACGGAUUUGGAUAAAAAUAUAUCGAAAUGCAAGUCGACUGACUGCCUUCAUACCGAUGAUAAGUUAGUCGGAUUGUAUAAAUCCAGAAGUGAGAAUACUCUUAGUGAUAGCGUAGAUAGUAAGCGUACGUCGUUUGAUGAAGUCAAGCAAAUAAUGAAACCUAGGAGGAACAAACUUGAGAUUACAAAGCCGGUCAGGGGAAUUGACAUCCUUGGGGCAUUUCACUGGGACACGCCGCUGGAAACUAUUUUGGCGGAAAUAAUCGAGAGUUUGAACAUUUUCAAUGCAACAUGGAAUUCAACAAAGGAUAAUAAGUUUUGGAAGGUCAUGUUCUCCUUAGAAUCUGGAAACCUUUGCGAGGAACUUCUCCAAGUCUUGAGGACCUUCGGCAUCGGGUCCAGACAUCAUUCAUCUGUGAGCGUAAUCCCCUGCAGCCUCUACUAUAAAUCAAGCUCCAAUGACGGACGGACAGCUGAAAAGGAAAAAAUAUGGCAGAGCGACACCAACUCUGCAUGGACCAAAUUCUCCUCAUCAGUUCGGGCUCGCACAAACUUAGCUCAAGUUCUUCACCAGGUGCGCGCGGACGCUGCUCUGACCUUUGACUGGAUAUUCCUGCUCGUGGUAGCCGCUUUUGUAGCUGCUAUAGGCCUAGUGGAGAAUUCCACUGUUAUAUUGGUGGCUAGUAUGCUCAUCUCACCACUGAUGGGUCCAAUAACAGCGGGUACACUCGGCACCGCCGUCCGAGAUAGGUCUCUGCAGCUCAUGGGCUUCAUGCACGAGACCCUGGGCUUGUUUCUGUCGCUGGUCAUCGGCUUCAUCUUCGGCCUCACCAUCUGUGCAGUCGACGAGACUUACGGAGUUGGAGACUGGCCUACUUAUGAGAUGAUGACUCGUUGUGAAAUCCGGUCCUUAUGGGUGGGAGUGCUGAUAGCCAUCCCAAGUGGUGCUGGAGUAGCCCUGGCUGUAUUAGGGGACUAUACGGCAUCCCUGGUGGGAGUGGCCAUCUCAGCGUCUUUGCUACCUCCAGCAGUCAACGCUGGUUUACUCUGGGCCAUGGCGUUGGUUCACCUGAUAUACGCCGAAGACGAGACCCGCUGGACUCGAGUGGUGACCACGUCCCACUUCAGCGCGGACCAGGCCACUGAGCUCGCAGUCCUUGGCUGUGUAUCUCUGUGUCUCACUCUCCUCAACAUCGUGUGUAUUUAUAUCGCCGGGUACGCUGUAUAUAAGGUGAAGGAGGUGUGUCCUUUGGAGAGGCGCGACAUCUCCUGGUGGCGAGCAAACAAAAACCGUCUACAGGCGUCGAUUAAUAGAAAAAAUGUCAACGGCUGGGAUGAUUACAGCAAAUGGAGCAAUGAGCCAGAUGAGAUCAAACAAGAGAUGGUGAAGAAGGAACCAGGACUAGUUCACAGCGACACCGUCACCUACCGCCGACACCAACUUCACCAGAGACCUAGAGUCCAACACAUUGAGGACUACUGCUAUCAGAAGGAACAAACAGAAGAUAUCUACGACGAUUUGAAAAUCAACUCUCCGACAAUCAACCCUGAAGAUCAAAAUACAAAUAAGAAACCUGAAAAAAACAUCAGCUGGAAAGACAGUACAAAUGCAAGUUAUGACUCUAAAUAUAACCCAGAUGUGAGUUUCUACAACAUGGGCUUUGAAAAUGAUGUGAAUACUAGUAAUGUAAUAACUACAAAUAAUACACACCCUGUGAUAGAGCCAUCAUCGAACUAUACAGUUGAUGCGAGAAAUUAUGGCGUUGUAUUAGAAAAGAAAUCUUUCCAUGUUUGAAUUACUUUUGUUACUAUGUUCUUAUUUAGAAUAAAUUUUUAAACAAUGCCAAUAUAUGAUCAGUGGCGUAAUUAUAGUAUACCGCCUUUGGGCUCAGGGCCAGUUGCAUUUUGCAUCGUUAUACAUAGGUACGUUUCGUUUUACGCCGAAAGGAUUCUGUAUAUUUUAUUUAGAUUUUUAUGGUUACGCCACUAUUCGUGUUUAUAACUUACUCGUAAGUACACUAUAAUCAUGAUCUUCAAUAUUGUGGAAGAUGUUAAGUAUUUUGUGAUUUAGUAAGACUAUUUUCCACUAAAUUUUUAUAAAUAAAGUUUUUGUUUAAAUGAA